Molecule: messenger RNA, 5349 nt
Organism: Lagopus leucura (white-tailed ptarmigan)
Lineage: Eukaryota; Metazoa; Chordata; Aves; Galliformes; Phasianidae
Gene: SPON1
Product: spondin 1
Exons: 18
Coding region: 490-2541 (683 amino acids)
Biological process (GO): cell adhesion
Cellular component (GO): extracellular matrix
Source: RefSeq, a predicted model, not a curated record
UAAGAAAGUUCAAAAGGAAGCGUUGAAUUAUGAACCUCCUUUCCCUUCCGCUUUUGUCUGGCCAAGCUGGGUGCCACUGGAUGUGAUGUUACUUAUCCUCUGCCAAGGUCUAGCUUCACCAUGGAGCAGUGAUGGCCAUUAAAAAAAAGGUUCAGAAAACCUUCCAAGAAGAACAAUUCUCCAUUGACUGCAAGGCACCCAUAGGGCUCUCACAAUCCAUCCAGGACCACGGAAGUGGAGGCAGGGCAAAACCUGAACCUCUGUUCUGAACUGCCCUCCAUGCUUGUGGAUUGAAGCCCUUUUCUGAGCAGCAUCCUGCCAGCAAGGCUGUACCAACUUCCAUUUCUGUGUCCAGUGACACUUUCUGCCGCCACUCCUGCCUACUUUCGAGGAUUCACACUGAUUGCUCUGAAGGAAGGAAAAGAAGGUGAUAAAGAGGAAGACCAUGCGGGAACGUUUCAGAUCAUAGAUGAAGAAGAGACGCAGUUCAUGAGCAACUGUCCCGUUGCAGUGACUGAGAGCACACCUAGGAGGAGGACACGCAUCCAGGUGUUCUGGACGGCUCCUCCUGCUGGUACGGGCUGUGUCAUCCUCAAAGCCAGUAUUGUGCAGAAGCGCAUUAUUUAUUUUCAAGACGAGGGUUCUCUCACCAAAAGAAUCUGUGAACAAGAUUCAGCCUCAGAAGGUGUGACCGACAAACCAAUUUUAGAUUGCUGUGCCUGUGGAACUGCCAAAUACAGGCUAACGUUUUAUGGAAAUUGGUCAGAAAAAACACAUCCCAAAGACUUUCCACGGCGCACCAACCACUGGUCUGCGAUCAUUGGCAGUUCUCACUCCAAGAACUACAUCCUCUGGGAGUACGGAGGGUAUGCGAGUGAAGGCGUCAAGCAGGUUGCAGAGCUGGGAUCCCCAGUCAAGAUGGAAGAAGAAAUUCGACAACAAAGUGAUGAGGUUUUGACAGUCAUCAAGGCAAAAGCGCAGUGGCCUGCCUGGCAGCCCUUGAAUGUGAGAGCUGCUCCCUCUGCUGAGUUUUCUGUCGAUCGCCACCGGCACCUGAUGUCCUUCCUCACUAUGCUGGGGCCCAGCCCUGACUGGAACGUGGGCCUUUCUGCUGAGGACCUCUGCACCAAGGACUGUGGCUGGGUUCAGAAGGUCGUGCAGGAUUUGAUCCCCUGGGACGCCGGCACAGACAGUGGGGUUACCUAUGAGUCACCCAACAAACCUACGGUUCCUCAAGAGAAGAUCAGACCGCUUACAAGCUUAGAUCACCCUCAGAGUCCCUUUUAUGAUCCAGAAGGAGGAUCUAUCAAGCUGGUAGCCAGAGUUGUCAUUGAAAGAAUUGCACGCAAGGGGGAGCAGUGCAACAUCGUACCUGAUAACAUCGACGAUAUUGUAGCAGAUCUAGCACCAGAAGAGAAAGAAGAAGAUGACACCCCUGAGACCUGCAUAUAUUCCAACUGGUCCCCCUGGUCAGCCUGCAGCUCCUCUACCUGUGAGAAGGGCAAGAGGAUGAGGCAGAGAAUGCUUAAAGCUCAGCUGGACCUCAGUGUGCCCUGUCCUGAUACCCAAGAUUUUCAGCCAUGCAUGGGUCCAGGCUGCAGUGAUGAAGAUGGUUCCACUUGCAUGAUGUCUGACUGGAUUACGUGGUCCCCCUGUAGUGUUUCCUGUGGGAUGGGAACGCGAUCUAGAGAGAGAUAUGUAAAACAAUUCCCAGAAGAUGGCUCUAUGUGCAAAGUGCCUACUGAAGAAACUGAGAAAUGCAUUGUAAAUGAGGAAUGUUCCCCUAGCAGCUGCCUCGUCACCGAGUGGGGAGAGUGGGAUGAAUGCAGCGCUAGCUGCGGCACGGGAAUGAAAAGGCGGCACAGGAUGGUCAAGAUGACUCCUGCUGACGGAUCCAUGUGCAAGGCAGAAACUACAGAGGCAGAGAAAUGCAUGAUGCCUGAGUGCCAUACUAUUCCCUGCCUUCUGUCCCCAUGGUCUGAAUGGAGCGACUGCAGCGUAACGUGUGGGAAGGGAAUGCGAACCCGGCAGAGGAUGCUGAAAUCUGCAGCUGAGCUUGGAGACUGCAACGAGGAACUGGAGCAGGCAGAGAAAUGCAUGCUGCCUGAAUGCCCCAUUGACUGCGAGCUCACAGAGUGGUCCCAGUGGUCUGAAUGCAACACCUCAUGUGGAAAGGGCCACAUGAUCAGAACAAGAAUGAUAAAAAUAGAACCACAGUUUGGAGGAACAGCGUGCCCAGAAACUGUGCAACGUACAAAAUGUCGAGUGAGGAAAUGCCUGAGAGGGCCGGGUAUGGAAAAAAGGCGCUGGAAGGAGGCCCGCGAGAAGAGAAGAACCGAACAAGCGAAAAAGAACACUGACAGUGAGCAAUAUCCAGUUUGUAGGCUGAAGCCAUGGACUGCUUGGACAGAAUGUUCUACGCUCUGUGGAGGUGGAAUUCAGGAGCGCUACAUGAUGGUGAAGAAGAGGUCCAAAAGUACUCAGUUCACUAGCUGCAAAGACAAAAAGGAGCUGAGAGCAUGUAACGUUCAUCCCUGUUAGGAAAACAGGGCUUCUGUGUGCCGCACUCUGAGCUACAAGGAAAGUCAGCCUUGGUUUGGUUUUUAAAACAACAAAAUAUGAAGUGUAUAUUAGUUUUCAUUUUUGCAGUGUGGUUUGCUUUUUAGUCUUGCUGGUGCAAGAAAUAUAUUUUAUAAAUAUUUCCUCACAAAUUAACGCUGAGAGUACGUCUUUGCUCCAGCUAGCCCUUAAUGCAUAAAAGUAAUAGCUCGUUGUGGUCAUUUAACCGAAAUAGACACAUGCCUGUGGACAUGGAAUAGCCAUACAGAAAUACCACUUGUAGAGACACGGGAUGCAUGCAUAUUAACAGAACUAAGUUGAUGUGACAUGUUUCAUACGUGGGAGGAUUUCUCUCUUGAUUUGAUUUUAAAAAUCCAAAGCAGUGCCUAUGUGAUUACACAACUAUGCCAAGGAAAAAUUUCAGUAAUGCUGGUUCAAUAAUAUUAAAGGUGCAUGUUUAUCUUUUUACAACAUUGGGUUAAGUGAUGGUUGAAAUAAUUACCCUGUAGACUUCUGUUCACACGGAUGCUGCAUUCCAUGCAAAACCAUCUUUGUUUCUUAAAUAACAACUUACUCAAAUAAUCUGUGCAGCUCAGUAGCGAUGUCAGCCCACAACACAACACGCAGGGAACACGUGGCUAUCGUAAUACCUGCCACUGUCUCUCAAAAUGGGCACAGAACUAAGAGAAAUUGGUCCAAACACUGCGAGUCACACCAGCUGUCAUGGGAAGAGCUCCCUGAGAGGCACCACAGAUGCGGUUUUAGAAGGAUGUUGAUCCCAGGUGAAGAGAGAAAAGAGCUUCAUGAGAAUGGUGAGCGAGGUUCCCCUGCAUCCCUCGUAGCAAACAGAAGGAAGGGAACUGCUGAAACCAUUGCACACAGAAUUAAAAAUUACAAUUUGAUACAAGAACAUAUUUACAUUUCUGUCAAUUUGUUAGGAUCUAAAAUACAGCACAUUCAUGAGAAUUAUCCACUUUGAUACGCGCUAGCCAGGAUAAGCAUCUUCCCUGGCCACUUAAGCAAGAAACUGUCUGAAAUAAGCUCCCAACCACUCUGAUCGCCUUUUCUAUUUUAUGCCUUCUACUGAAGAGUUCAGCUGUUAUCCCUGCACUUAGUGAGGUGUGGGGCUUUGAGGUUCACUUGUGCUGGAACAUAAUACUGUCCCGCACAUUGAACAAUUUAACAUUGAAGAUAAGGGGUGAAGGUGACAGGUUAUCUCGCUCUGCAGGAAGGGCAGCGUACACCUGUGUCUCUACGUGAAUAACAGCAGUGCACUGAAAAUAAGAGACUGUUGAUGCUAACAUAACCUUAAAGAAAACAAAAAACUGGGAGAAAUGAACGGAGAGGCAUUUAUGUUACAGUCUCUUUAGACCAGCCUUAACCAACUUCUUUAAUGCUCUGCCACAAUCCUGACAGCCCCACACCGAGGUGCUGUGUCCGCGUUUGCUGUGAGCCACAGUGGGCUGGGGCUGUGUGACCUAACGGCCGCUGCGCUGGGAUCUGCUGGGCAGGCUGCAUUGCACCGCAGGGCUUCUCACCAGCACGUCAGCACUGGACUCUGCAAGGACUGCUCAGGACUUCGUGGCUGCUGCGUGCCGCCCUUGAGGUAUUUGAUUGCUGUUCUUAGGCCUGGAAUGAAGGGAGAGCUGGGGAAAUAAUGGACAAGGGCAGUGCUUGGCCUCUUGCGAUGCUGCUGAAUGAAGUGGGUGCGAGCGCUUAGUGAGCCAAACUGGGAGAAAAACAAAAAAGCCGUUUCAUGCUAAAACCAAACACUUCACAUUUUGCACAGCUUGGCUCAUUUUAAUAAUAGUUAUCAAGCUAGUUUGCCUCCUCGUGCCUAUUGCCAAAUUCUAUCCCUAUAGCGCUAUCAUUACACUGUAGCACGAAGAGCGUCCCUGAGUAAUAUAGUUGUCACCUUACCUUGCAGUUAUCCAGUUAACGACCACAAAACAAAACAAAAUUCCAUGCAAUGAUAAAGACUAUCAAACAGUGACCAGUCGAGCACGUGUCAGGUCGAGAACAGAUGGUUGUAGAGAAGGGCCAGGUGCCCAGCUGGGCAGGGCUGCAGACCAGAGCAUACAGCACUUCUGCGAGCUGCUGCUGUGAGCUGAGAGGCCAGCAGCUGAGGUUGGUCAGCAGCAAAGCGGCCCUUCGGCGGUACGAGCCGUGGCAGUGGUGGUGUGCGUGGAGCUGGGGGAGCCGGGGCUGGGGGGACAGAAGAAGAGCAUCUCUUGAAUGGAAAAAAAUGAUGUGAUUUUACAGAGCACAUUUUUUCUCAUGCAUCCUGGCCAGCUGUCCAUGCUAAUCCUGCAGAACCGUGCCAACUUCUGCAAAUAAUCCAUUAAAAUUAACGGUGUCUUUAUUUUCAUAGUUUUUCCGGUUCAUCAAGCUGUUUUAUCUGUUAAUGAUUCCCUUUGCCAAGGGCUGUGCAGUCCAGAUGUACCUUCAGGCACGUAGGAAAUGCGCAGCGUUCUUCUGAGCGCGCUUACCAACAUGCCCACACGACAUGAACAUGUCCGGCUUUCCUUUCACUGUGGUUCUUGCUGAUUGGAUGCUUCACAGACCUGUCUUCUAGUGAGGAGCUCCUCAGUGUGAUUCCCAGUCAUUUCUCUUAGGCUCAUUAAACUUACCAUUGUAGGAUUUUUUUUCCCACCUCGCUAAUCCGUGCAGUGACAACGUGGGUUGCAUUUGGGCAGAAAUGUCUGAUCAGUCCUGCUUCGGCUCAUCUCUUCGCACUGCUCUUCUGUCAGAACACUUCACGAGUCACCUGUCUUUCUUCUAACUUGAUAC